AUGGACCGGUGCAGGAUCUGGUGGCCGCGCCAGCAACAUCAGUCUGAAUUGGAGUCCGUCUCUACCAGAUAUCUCCUGUUCGGAUGGCUCUUCCCCCAUGCGGGAUCAGUCGAUAUUGUUGUCGCAGCGUUCGUCUCCCAGGGAGAGAUCUUGCAGUCUUUCCCCAACCUCGACACCUUCCAGACUGCUGUCUUUUCCUCAAAUAAAAGGAUGCCAACAGUGCUACAAGAAUCUGCAGCAUUUACCAUCCUUGGGGAUUGUGUUGUACAUCUUCCAAGAGAUUUUGAAGGCUGCUGUGUUAAGCAAAAAUAUCAGCCGUUGCGGUCUCAAGUUGUUCAGACACAGCAUUCUGACACAAAACAAGACUGUUCUAUUGCAUUUAAUGGACCAUUGGGAAUUGAAGAUCAAGACCAAAGUGAGAGUAAUGGAAAAUGGGAAUGUGAUUGUAGUGUAUUAGACGGUUUUCUGGAUACUUACAAGAAGUCAGUAGUGAAAGGUGGUGACUGGGUGCACUUCUGCUGUAAGCCUGACAAGAGCUUGAAAUGCAAUCUGAAUCAAAUUCCAGUGCUUCAUCAUUUGUAUCUUGAUGACCAGAAGGCUGAAAUUAAUCAUUGCCACGUCAUACUUUAUGAUAUUCCUGUUGCUGGUAGAAACCAUUUCUCCCUGGGUGAGGAUGCACCUUAUAGGAUGAAGUCUCCCUUCAAAAAGCCAAAUUGGAUAAAUAAUCUGCAAAAGAGAAGACCAUUUCUUGAUUUGGAUCCGAUUGUGUUGGCGCUUAAUUGUUCAAAUUCAGCUAGAUUGUCAGUUGCUUGGAAAACUACUAAUAACAGUUCUGCGGCUCAUUUCUUGUUUGCAACUGUGUUUGAUGCCUUAGUUCAAGUGGUACAACAUUUCACAGGAAUAAUUUUAGCUUCAGUAUCGACUAUUAUCUACAUCUUCAUUCAACUGUUCCGAAAAUGUUUGAGCCAUGUCUCUGAGCACUUUAUAUUACAAAAGGUUUUCAGACACUCAUGGAAAAACAUGCAUCUCCGUUGUUCCCAAAUUCUUUAUUGGCCGAUUUUCCUCCAAGAUACGUCCCUAAGCUCCUCUGUUAAUGUCGAAUAUGCACACAGAGCUGCAAUCCAGAAGCAUGCUUUAUGGUCAAAUAUUAUCAUGGAUCUUCUGAUGGGUUUCAUCCUUGGAGCAGCACUAUUGUUGAACAUGGAGACUAUUUGCUCUUGGAUUUUUGCUCUUCUUCACUACAUGACAGAUGCUGUCUUGAGAUCUGGUUGUGUGUGGCUGAUGGGUGUUCCAGCAGGCUUUAAACUGAAUACUGAGUUAGCAGAGCUUCUAGGCAUGAUUUCUCUGAAUGCAAUCCAAAUAUAUUCUACCCUUUGGUUCAUGGUGGGAGGCUUCCUUAGGCAUAUAAUUCAAGGCCUUGCAUUUUCUGGAAUUCUUUUAGGCUUCACGGUUCCUGUUUCAAUCUUCAUUGACAUUAUCCAGCUUGCGACGUUGCAUGUUACCAUGCUUCAGUGGUUAAUCUCCUUAAUAUAUUCAAGGCAGAUUCAGACAGUGACAUCAUUGUGGCGUCUUUUCAGAGGGCGCAAGUGGAAUCCUCUUAGGCAGAGAUUAGAUAGCUAUGACUACACGGUUGAACAACAUGUGGUUGGUUCACUGUUGUUUACACCAGUCUUGCUUCUUCUACCCACAGCUUCUAUAUUCUACAUAUUUUUCUCUAUCUUGAGCAGCACAAUCAUCUGUUUGUGUAUAGUGUUGGAAACUGCAAUUUGUAUAAUCCACUCUACUCCUUAUGCUGCGGUAAUUCUAUGGGUGACAAGGAGGCAAAGGUUUCCUGCUGGAUUAAUGUUCCUUCCUAUGUCAUCAUCAUCUGUAUCUACUGAUGAUGAUGCUCUAUCAGUUGAAUAUCAUUCAACCAGUUUAUCUGGCGAAAGGGAAACAGAUGAACCCAUCCAUGUACAUUCAGUACCACUAGUUUCAGAACUUAACUGUAACUAUAACACCCUUGGACAAGUAAUCGGGCCACAUUACCAGAAAGUUUUCAACGGGAUCGCUCUCCCCUUCUGCAAUCAACUGGCACAUGGAAUCCUCAGGGGCACAAGAUACCUACAACACUGCAUCUGCCGUCUUCACCACUGCCCUGGAUGCAUAUUGGCAUUAGAGAAUACUGGAUGCUUUGCCGUCGCGCAACCAAGUGGGGGAGGAAUUAAAAGUUCUCCGCUUAUGAUUAACUAUUAG
Molecule: messenger RNA, 2235 nt
Organism: Triticum turgidum subsp. durum (durum wheat)
Lineage: Eukaryota; Viridiplantae; Streptophyta; Magnoliopsida; Poales; Poaceae
Source: the annotation of a GenBank genome assembly